AUGAAAUUUGGUCGGAACCUCCCGCGGAACCAAGUGCCUGAGUGGGCAUCGGCCUACAUAAACUACAAGGCCUUGAAGAAACUCAUCAAAGCCGCCGCCGCAGGCGCAGUCGAGGAUGGGAGCCUCGAUCUUGCUGGUUUCUUCCACACCCUAGACCGCAACCUUGAAGACGUAGAUCAUUUCUAUAACAAAAAAUUCCAAGACUUCUCCCGCCGUCUGAAACUCCUUGAAGACCGGUACGGCGUGUCCCCGCAAGCGGCGGCCCAGCUGGACCCAGAUGAACGCGAAGACCUGUUGGCCGCUCUGCUGGAGUUGCGUGGGCAGCUGCGAAAUCUGCAGUGGUACGGUGAGGUGAAUCGAAGAGGGUUCAUCAAGAUCACAAAGAAGCUGGACAAAAGAGUCCCCGCGGCCCAUGCUCAGAAAAAGUACCUGGAGCUCAAGGUCGAUCCUUCGGCAUUCGCCACGAAUGCACAGCUCUUUGCCUCCUUGAACAAGGUCAAUGAUUGGAUCUCUGUUCUUGGGGAGUUUGCAGCACCUACGAACAACGACGAUGUAGCCUCCAUUUCCUCCGCAUCCCUGAAACGCACAACGUCACGACCGUCGUUAGAUAUCUCGACAGAGCAACUAGCAAAGGUCGAAGCGACGAUACGUCAAGACGACGCAGAUGGGCUGGAGGAAUUGAUACAACUCUCUACAAAAUCGGCAUCUGAUCACUCGGAGCCUGCUGUACAACAGUUCUUGAAGGCUCUUCUUCAGAGGGCAAUUUCAAACCGGAGCCGUGCAUGUACUGCACGCCUGUUACGCGAGGUUAUCUUCCUAGAUGACCUAGAUGACAUCAAUCAUCGCAAUUGUCUUCAUCGAGUCAUCGUCUCCAUUGGCCGGAAGCAGGCCAAUGCUGACCAGGAGCCUGCUGCGGAAUCGUAUUCAGAUUUCCUGUCGGAGCACCACAACUACAUCACACCGGCUGCACCGCCUUCUGUGCCAUUCAAACGGUCUGUUGUGCAAGAAGACCAACGAACUCGCAUUCUGACCCGGAACGACGAGUCCAUUUCGUUCCUUGAAUUUCUUCUAGACAACUUGCGACCGGUCCAUCAACCCGCACUGCUUGCGAGAGACAGCGCUGGACGGACUCCUCUGCAUUUCGCCGCCGAAUAUGGUAUUCGGGUGAUGUGUGAAAUCAUCAUUGAACAUCUCAAGGCAUGGAAGCUGUUUGAUGUUACAGAAGGCAUCGAUGGGCCCCAGUGGCAGGACGAUGAGGGCUGGGCUCCAUUGCAUCUAAGUGUCCUCGGCGGUCAUCCUUUGACCACGGAGGCAUUACUGAAUGCCGAGCACAGCGCCACCUCCAGCCCUUCGAAGUCGACCAUUCGAAGGGCGUCACCCAAAUCUUCGGCCGUGCUGGCCUUGGCUACCAAGGCCAACUUUGUCGACAUUGUUCGUCUCCUUGUGAAGGCCAAUGUCGACAUUAACUACCAAGAUGAGCAGGGAGACACGGCCCUUCAUGUGGCUGCUAGAUUCGGUCACUUUGAGUGUGCCAAGGUGCUCCUUGAGGGGUCAGACAUCCAGAAGGCAGACACAGAGCUUUGCGAAAAGACAUACGGAUGGACACCUUUGUUCAUAGCUUGUGUCGACGGCCACCUUCCCAUCGUUGAGCUCUUGAUUGCAAGCGGCGCGGAUCUUGAAAGAGUCGAUACUUCGGGCUGGAAUGCCAAGGAGCAUGCUGCCUUGAGAGGCCAUAUUGACAUCGCCCGGAAGCUGGCCAGCGCCAUGCCCGAACCUGAUGUUGAUGGGGAAUCUUCUUCCACUGCGUCAGUGUCUCCUCCCGUGUCAUCAUCUUUGACCGAGAGGACUUCAACUUCCAUUGGGUCUCAAGGUGCGACGGUCAAGAUCAGUGAACCUGUGAAGACCUUUGGACAUCGCUAUCUGACCGACAAGAGUAUGAUCCUAGUCAGCCUGGGGACCAUGGAUACUCGCAAGACCACUGGGGCAGUCAAUCUUGAUCGCAUCCCUUUGGCCAAUGCCCACUCCACGCAGCUUGAUACUGCUCUGUCGAUUGUGGUGUCCGCCAAGUGCGCCGAGGGAGAAGCCGAAGUCAUUGAUCUUCCCGUACAAGACAAUAUCUCAACCGAACCGAUCGUCUUCCAUGCGCCGGAUCCAUCCAAAGUCAAGUUGCUCUUUGAUUUGAUCCCGACGUAUGCUGGGUCCAAAGAGCGCGUAGUCGGACGCGGGGUGGCACUACUCUCCAGCGUCAAGCCAAGCCUGGGAACGAAGAGAAUGCCAUUGCAAGGAGAUGUGACUGUGCCCAUUCUCGCCGCAAACGACCUCGAGGUCAUUGGCUCAGUAACGUUCAAUUUCUUGGUCAUCACGCCUUUCAAACAUCCAAACAUGUCCGUUACGGAGAACCAGACGUAUUGGAAAAGUAUGGCGUCGACCAUGGUCAUCGGCCAUCGUGGGCUGGGGAAGAAUUUUGCGGCCGGUAGACGGUCGCUUCAGCUCGGGGAAAAUACGAUACAAUCCUUCAUUGCGGCCGCCAACCUGGGCGCCUCGUACGUCGAAUUCGACGUGCAGCUGACCAAAGACCACGUGCCCGUCAUCUACCACGACUUUCUGGUGAGCGAAACGGGCAUCGAUGCCCCGGUGCACACUCUCACCCUGGAGCAAUUCCUCCACGUCAAUGAUAUCCGCACCCCUCGCCAGUCAAGGCCCGCCUCGCCCGUGCCAUUCGAAAGCCCCAAGAUCGCCAGCCUCAAGAACGGCGAGUCCAGAUCGGGGAGGUUACGGUCCAUGUCCGUGGGCGGAGGUGACGCUGAAACGGUCGACAUGGAAGAGCGCAUGAAGCACACGCGAGAUUUCAAGAAAAAAGGCUUCAAGGGCAACUCCCGCGGCAACCAUAUUCAAGCACCGUUUGCCACUUUGGAAGAAAUGUUCCACAAACUUCCCGCCAACGUCGGCUUCAACAUCGAGAUGAAAUACCCGAUGUUGUCGGAGAGCGAGGAUGAGGAAAUGGACACGUUCGCGGUCGAGCUCAAUUCGUUUGUCGACACAGUACUGACGAAAGUGUACGACCUGGGUAAGGGGAGAAACAUCAUCUUUUCGUCCUUUAACCCCGAUAUCUGUCUGUUGCUUUCUUUCAAGCAACCGAGCAUCCCGGUCUUGUUUCUCACCGACUCCGGCACCUGUCCUGUGGGAGACAUCCGGGCCACGAGUCUUCAAGAGGCCAUUCGGUUCGCCAGUCGCUGGAACCUGCUCGGGGUGGUGAGUGCGGCGGAACCGUUCGUGGCCGCGCCCCGGCUGGUCCGCGUCGUCAAAGAAAGUGGGCUGGUCUGUGUCAGUUACGGGUCGCUGAACAAUGAACCGGACAAGGUCAAGCUGCAGGUCAAGCAGGGGAUCGAUGCAGUUAUAGUCGACAACGUGCUUGCGAUUCGUCGAGGAUUGACAGGCCAAGGCAAGUCGAACAAGAAGACUUCCAAGGCCACCACGGUAGUCAAUGGACAGGGCGAGCCAGAGAUGAAGGAUGCAGUUGCAGCAGCCAGCGGUAGUCUAGGAAAAGCCUUGACUGGGAGUACGGACAGCCUGGAGAUUCCGGGCAUCACUCUCACUACGACACAGGAGCCUGGUGAGAUGCCGCGGGUCAAGAUUGUCAAUGGUGAUGGCGGUGAUAUUGGGCAGGUUGGCCAUGUCAAGGCCAGUGAUGACGCCGAUGCUGAUGUCACAGUUUCUGCGCUGGCGGAAGACACCGAGGAGGAGCAAGGCAGACGGUGA
This is a messenger RNA of Capronia epimyces CBS 606.96, 3759 nucleotides long. RefSeq lists its product as uncharacterized. Lineage: Eukaryota; Fungi; Ascomycota; Eurotiomycetes; Chaetothyriales; Herpotrichiellaceae. The coding region runs from base 1 to 3759 and encodes 1252 amino acids. Gene Ontology annotation, biological process: glycerophospholipid catabolic process. The record is from RefSeq and is a predicted model, not a curated record. Gene Ontology annotation, molecular function: glycerophosphocholine phosphodiesterase activity; protein binding. The transcript is spliced from 2 exons.